AUGGCUUCUUUGACCAAGAACAUUUGGCCCAAAGAUGGGAGGAACCGAUCGCAUAUCCCGGCUAUGCCGGUUUGGGUUGCAGUUGUUAGGAUAGCACAACUUAUUCUCUCUAUUGCGACAUUAGCAGUCACCGUUUAUGGUCUGACUACGAUGCAAAAGGCGACAAAUUAUCGCAGGAUAACGUCCUUCAGCGGUACUGAAGGUUUCCCGUUUUCGUGGUUUGCAUUUGCCUGGACAUUUUCUUAUUUAACAUGGCUGGGCGUUGCUGUUAUGUACAUUCCAAUUAUGUAUAACUGCUGGGUACACCUCGGCCUCGAACUUCUCACAAUCGUCUUUUGGAUGAUUACUAUGGCUCUGUUGGCGAGCCAUGCCGAUGAUCUCGACUCCCUCGACGCAUUCAUCGUGACAUUUGGACCCAAGUACGAGAUAUAUUACAAGAUGAACGUUGAGCCCUUUGCCGAAGGCUUCGUUGCCGCCACCUUUGCCGGGACAGCCAUCUCAACAGUUAACUUCGUCUUGUUCGUUAUUACCAUUUCUGUUUUUGGUCGCGCUCUUCACGCCUACCGGAAAGCAAACUUGGAAAAGGCACCUAGCACCACCGAUUCCCAGAAGACGAUUCAAGCCGAGGGGGACAAGAUGGUCGCCUCACCACAAAUGACAUCAGCCAUUACUUCCUACAUCCACUGGCAGCACAACAACCAAUAUGCUGUACCCCAUCCCCAGGCUUAUCCUUAUUACCCCCAGCAAUACGCGCAGUCGCCGCACUCACAAACGAACUCGUCACCUCCGACCUCCGUGCCGCCUCACGGCUUCCAACCCGCAUACUUCCCCGGCUCCCAGUGGCCGCCGCAACCGCCACAACAACAACAACCUCCCCCCGAGGGCGGUGUCUGGCCGCAACAGAACUACAGCAUGUAUCAGCAACAAGUACCCAUCGCCCCCCAACACACCGGUCAAACCGGAACCGAUUUGGGCACGCCUCAGUUCCCAAUGGUGAGCCCCGUGGCAGCCACCAAGUCCGACAUGCAGGGCGUCUAUCCAACGCCGCCUCCUGGAAGCACGGCAAUAGGACAUACAGGAUACCAGCCGCAUCAUCCAGUACAACCACCGCCGCCGCCACCGCCACCGCCUGGUUCGACACAAUCACCAGUCGAGUUAAACGAUGGCCGGGGGGAGGAGAACAUGCCGGCGGAACUGCCCAAUAACCCUCCUAGAUCACCGAGAUGA
Molecule: messenger RNA, 1227 nt
Organism: Colletotrichum truncatum
Lineage: Eukaryota; Fungi; Ascomycota; Sordariomycetes; Glomerellales; Glomerellaceae
Source: RefSeq, a predicted model, not a curated record